This is a messenger RNA of Budorcas taxicolor (takin), 2968 nucleotides long. RefSeq names its product RAD50 interactor 1 (gene RINT1). The transcript has 15 exons. Gene Ontology annotation, biological process: endoplasmic reticulum to Golgi vesicle-mediated transport; retrograde vesicle-mediated transport, Golgi to endoplasmic reticulum; regulation of ER to Golgi vesicle-mediated transport. Lineage: Eukaryota; Metazoa; Chordata; Mammalia; Artiodactyla; Bovidae. The coding region runs from base 115 to 2493 and encodes 792 amino acids. Gene Ontology annotation, cellular component: Dsl1/NZR complex. The record is from RefSeq and is a predicted model, not a curated record.
UGCUAUGGCGUCCGGCGCCACGGUCUCCGAGGCUCAUCUCUGAUCGGUGGCGGGAGCCAGAGUCCAUUGGCCACGCUGGCUGCGCAAGGAGCAGACGACUCGCGCGGAAGCAGGAUGCUCUUGGCCGGCGAGAGCGGCGAGGCACCCGUCAUUCCGCGCUGCUCUGAAAAUGGUGACCAAAAGAAGAACCUCAAGGAGAAAAGUGACAUAAAUAUUGCAGCUCUUGUUGAAAAUGGACAAGUCUGUGAAGGUACAGAUAAUAGUGAUCUUCCUUCCUGUGUGUCGGCAUUUAUAGAAAAGGAAGUCGGAAAUGACCUUAAAUCUUUAAAGAAACUUGAUAAACUCAUAGAACAGAUGACAGAAAGUAAAAUGCAGUUAGAAGAACAGGUACUUACAGUUUCAUCAGAAAUCCCUAAAAGAAUUCACAGUGCCUUAAAAAAGGCAGAAGAAUCAAAGCAAUUUCUUAAUCAAUUUCUGGAGCAAGAAACCCAUCUCUUCAGUUCCAUUAACAGCCAUUUGCUGACCGCACAGCCCUGGAUGGAAGAUCUUGGAGCCAUGAUUAACCAAAUUGAAGAGAUUGAACGGCAUCUUGCUUACCUUAAAUGGAUUUCACAAAUUGAAGAACUAAGUGAUAACAUUCAGCAAUAUCUGAUGACCAAUAAUGUCCCAGAGGCAGCCUCUACUCUGGUGUCCAUGGCAGAACUUGACAUCAAGCUUCAGGAAUCUUCCUGUACUCAUCUUCUUGGUUUCAUGAGAGCCACCGUUAAAUUCUGGCAUAAAAUUCUCAAGGACAAGCUUACAAGUGAUUUUGAGGAAAUUUUAGCACAGCUUCACUGGCCAUUCAUCACACCCCCUCAGUCUCAAACUGUUGGCAUCAGUCGACCAGCCAGUGCCCCUGAGAUAUACAGUAACCUGGAGACACUAUUCUGUCAGCUUCUGAAACUGCAAACCUCAGAUGAAUUAUUUACUGAGCCAAAACAGCUUCCAGAAAAAUACUCUCUUCCUGCGUCCCCUUCUGUCAUCCUGCCCAUCCAGAUUAUGCUGACUCCCCUUCAGAAGAGGUUCAGGUAUCACUUCAGAGGGAACCGGCAGACUAACGUUAUAAGCAAGCCUGAAUGGUACUUGGCUCAGGUUCUUCUGUGGAUCGGGAACCACACUCAGUUUCUGGAUGAGAAGAUUCAGCCAAUAUUGGACAAAGUGGGCUCUUUGGUAAAUGCAAGGCUUGAAUUUUCUCGGGGCCUUAUGAUGCUGAUUCUUGAGAAGUUAGCUGCUGAUAUUCCUUGUCUGCUCUAUGACGACAGUCUCUUCUGUCAUUUGGUGGAUGAGGUGCUUUUGUUUGAAAGAGAACUACACAGCGUUCAUGGCUAUCCUAGCACUUUUGCUAAUUGUAUGCAUAUUCUAUCAGAGGAGACCUGUUUUCAGAGAUGGUUGACUGUGGAGAGAAAAUUUGCUCUUCAAAAAAUGGACUCAAUGCUCUCAUCAGAAGCUGCCUGGAUAUCCCAAUAUAAGGACAUCACUGAUGUGGAUGAGAUGAAAGUCCCAGACUGUGCAGAAACGUUUAUGACACUACUCUUGGUUAUAACUGACAGGUAUAAAAAUCUUCCCACAGCUUCCAGAAAGUUGCAGUUCCUGGAGUUACAGAAGGACUUAGUAGAUGAUUUUAGGAUACGAUUAACUCAGGUGAUGAAAGAAGAGACUAGAGCUUCCCUUGGCUUUCGGUACUGUGCAAUUCUUAAUGCCGUGAACUAUAUCUCAACAGUGCUAGCAGACUGGGCUGACAAUGUUUUCUUCUUACAACUUCAACAAGCAGCAUUGGAAGUCUUUGCAGAGAAUAACACUUUAAGUAAACUGCAGCUAGGACAGCUAGCCUCUAUGGAAAGCUCUGUCUUCGAUGACAUGAUUAACCUGUUAGAGCGUUUAAAGCAUGACAUGCUGACCCGGCAAGUAGACCAUGUUUUUAGAGAAGUUAAAGAUGCUGCAAAACUGUAUAAAAAAGAGAGGUGGUUAUCCUUGCCAUCGCAGUCUGAACAGGCGGUGAUGUCUCUGUCCAGUUCAGCUUGCCCCUUACUGCUUACUUUACGAGACCGUUUACUUCAAUUAGAGCAGCAGCUUUGCUUCUCCCUAUUUAAAGUUUUCUGGCAAAUGCUUGUAGAGAAGCUGGACAUAUACAUCUACCAAGAAAUAAUUCUUGCCAAUCACUUCAAUGAAGGAGGAGCUGCUCAGCUGCACUUUGACAUGACUCGGAAUCUUUUCCCUUUGUUUUCUCACUAUUGCAAGAGGCCAGAAAAUUAUUUUAAACAUGUAAAAGAAGCCUGCAUUCUUUUGAAUUUGAAUGUUGGUUCUGCCUUACUUCUGAGAGAUGUCCUACAGUCAGCUUCAGGGCAACCUCCUGCCACAGCGGCACUAAAUGAAGUUGGGAUUUAUAAACUGGCUCAGCAAGAUGUUGAGAUUCUACUUAAUUUGAGGACAAACUGGCCUAACACUGGAAAAUAAAGGGUCUUUUUUUGUUUGGGAUUUUUGGUUUUUGUUGUUUUAACAAAAAGGAAGCCAGUUGGAUUUCAAGUUAUAUGCUGAAGUUCUGAAUUAAUGAGACUGGACAACUGAAAACUUUAUAGAAUCAUUUAUUAUCUGGGACUUAGAGUGUUAUUAAAAUGCUGACCAUAUUUCCUGAGUCCUCUUGUUCCUAAGAAAACAAAAACAAAAAGCUCAGAGGCUACGAAAACUCAGAGUAAUUCCAUUUACAAAUAUACACAGUGAAUAUGUCUGUUGAAUAAAAUACAGGAGCAGAGAUAAUAAAUUACAGUCAACUUUUAAUUUCUUUUGCCAGUUAGAGAAGACUGUUGCAGGUAAUCUAACAUAACAUCAUUUUUUUAAAAAAAAUCACUUCAAAAUGUAUGAAGUUACUGUAUCUAGUUUGGAAAUUCACUGUUUCCCAUAAGAAAACACAAGAGAUGGUGACUGAAAUAGA